Molecule: messenger RNA, 1326 nt
Organism: Camelina sativa (false flax)
Lineage: Eukaryota; Viridiplantae; Streptophyta; Magnoliopsida; Brassicales; Brassicaceae
Product: toll/interleukin-1 receptor-like protein
Biological process (GO): signal transduction
Source: RefSeq, a predicted model, not a curated record
AGAAAUGCUUAUCUUCUUUAUAUCUUGACUGUCUCACUCUAUCUUCAAGAAACUCCCAAGAAAAGAGAUGAACAAAUAAAUUAAUAAUCCAACGCGGUUGUUGUUAGUGGGGUUAUAUAUGGGUAUGGAUGAUUGAAACAUAUGCAGAACAGAAGUCGUCAUGGUUUUCCGGGAUGACGUUUACAUCUUUUGCCGAGAUUCAAGUGGAAGUCGCUUUUCUUCAUUAUUAUUAGCGGCUCUACUCAGUCGGCAAAUAAAAGUCUUUGAAGAUAUCUCCAACAGUCCCAGACAAAGUGAGCAUGUUGACGUUCUAGCAAUAGACGAAUCCAAGGUUUUAGUGAUUGUCUUCAGUGCUACUUUAAUACAACGUCGACGGUAUUGGAAUUUGAAAAAGCUUGAGACGAUCAUAAAGGGGGAAAGAACCGCCGGACAAGUUAUCAUACCGGUGUUCCUUGACACAGAGCCUUGCCAUGUAGUAGCCGAUGAAGUCUUCGCUAGAUUUAAAAUUGGCAAGGAAGAGGCGGUUAGAUGGGUCGAUGCUGUAACCAAAAUUGCUGCGCUACCUGGCCGGAUGUAUGCAAGGGAUGAGAGCGUGUUUGUGGAGAAGAUUUUUCUCAAAGUCAUGAAGAUUGUGAAGCCUAACAAGCCGAUAGUGAAAAAUAGAAGCCGGUGUUCCAUUGCAAUGACCUUCCUCGUCAUCAUCAAUUUGCUCGUGAGAUUGCUUCAGUGGUUGCGGACCGGUGUUCUUUCGUUGGCAAGCCUUACUUCGCAAGACUCUCUUUAGCAAUGGCAAUUGUUUCUGUUGUCCUCUCCAUCAUUGACCUCACUUACAAAAUCCGAGUCCAUAAACUUUGUUUCCGUUGCAAGUGGCCUAUACCUUGGUUCUACUAUCCAUCACGUGGCUACAACAGAAUCUUCGCAAGUUUCUCGGAUACGGUCUUAUUGUUCUGUGGCGUUGGUCAGCUACUAGUGUCGUCGAUCAAUUGGGGUUUUGUCGAGAAAAAACGCCGUGAGGGUCCUAUCAACGUAUCAGUGACGGCACUCUUCUUUGCUAUCGGUAUGGUAAUCUCCAAGUUCUUGGAGAAGCCGGGCAGCCAUUUGAAGGACAACUGACUCUAACAAAAAUGUCUUGAUUGUUUUAACAGUAGUUUUUCUUAGCACAAGACAUUGCCAAAAGUGUGAUCAGUUUGGCUUCCACUCUUGCAUUGAAAGAAGAAUUAAGGGUUUAGUCUUUUAUUUCCUUCCCCUUUUGAUUUGGUUUGCUCUGUUCUGCGUUUAGUCUUUUAAAAAUUUACCUACAAUAUACUGAAGUACCAAUCAAACCCA